AUGGAGGGCGUUGUCAAGCCCCAGGACAGUAGUAACACUCAAACCUGUAUGCGGGCUAAUAGCCCUCGGCUUCUACGUUGGGCGUUACCCAUCCGCCCAUCAUGCAGCAAGAUAGUCACCUCGAUCCCGAGUUUCGCUGAAAGCCAGCACCAGCACCGAUCAUGGGCUGGAAGCUUCGCUGCCCGAGCUCCGCAUGCAGCUCCGCAAAAGGUCCGAGGUUUCUCGUCCAGCGCCCGCCGGCGCUUUAUGCUGGAUGGUGAUUCUACGAUUUAUGCAUUGUCAACGGCUCCUGGAAGAGCUGCGAUUGCAGUUGUGCGAGUCUCUGGGCCGGCGUGUUCUUCGAUCUACAGCGCUCUUUGUCCCGGCAAACCUCUGCCAAAGCCCCGAUUCGCAACUCUUCGCACGCUUUAUGAUCCUUCAUAUCCACCCUCAUCAAACACGAUUCUCGACGCAGGUGCAUUAGUCCUCUACUUCCCCGGCCCUAAAACUGUCACUGGCGAAGAUGUGCUCGAACUACACGUACACGGUGGCCCAGCCAUCAUCAAGGCCGUGCUGAAUGCCAUUGCGUUUACGAGCCAAACCGACGCUGUCGUUCGCUACGCCGAGCCGGGCGAAUUCACGCGUCGCGCUUUCAUGAAUGACCGUCUGGGUCUUCCACAAAUCGAGGCUCUAGGUGAUACUCUCUCCGCAGAUACGGAGCAGCAGCGACGACUGGCUGUUCGUGGCGCAAGCGAUGCUCUCCUCAAGCGGUAUGAGGCGUGGCGUCAGACGCUGCUAUAUGCGCGCGGGGAGCUGGAGGCGCUGAUUGAUUUCUCGGAAGAUCAGCACUUUGAUGAGUCGACCGAGGAGCUUGUCGCGUCCGUUGCGGGUCAGGUGCGGAGCUUGGUGGUGCAGAUUGGAUUCCAUGUGCAGAAUGCUAGCAAGGGUGAACUUUUACGAAAUGGAAUUCGUGUAGCACUGCUGGGCGCACCGAAUGCAGGCAAAAGUUCCUUGCUGAAUCGAGUGGUCGGGAAAGAAGCGGCUAUCGUGAGCACUGAGGAAGGUACCACGCGUGAUAUAGUGGAUGUUGGCGUCGACAUCGGCGGAUGGUACUGCAAACUUGGAGACAUGGCUGGGAUUCGCGCCGAAGCCAGCGUGUCUGGUAAGGUCGUGAUCGGUGCUGUUGAGAAGGAGGGCAUUCGACGGGCAAGGGAGAGAGCUCUGGAAUCUGAUGUGGUGGUUGUGGUGGUUUCCCUAGAGCACGAUGGGUCGGACGUUCGGUUGUGUGUUGAGCCCGAGGUUCUGGACGCUGUCAAUGACUGCGUAGAGGCUGGGAAAUGCCUUGUCGUGGCUGUGAACAAAUGCGACAAAUUACCUGCCGAAGAUUGGGGUGCCUCGCUGCCACCGACGUUGGUAGAGAGAGUCCAUGAGCUUUUCCCUGCUGUGUCGGCAGAUCGCGUUUUUGCAAUUUCAUGUAAUGAUGCGCAGCGUGCAGCGCUCUCUGUCUCCAAUCGCCAAAAACGCGUUCAACCAGAUCCGGGAAAUAUUCAGACUUUCCUACGAGGACUCAUUUCCACAUUCGAACAAAUCGCAUCACCUCUGGGGGCGGACGGAGAUGAACAUGGAUCAUAUGACAAAUCCUAUUGGGAAGAUUCGUUGGGAGUCACACAUCGACAAAGCUCUAAUUUACAAAAAUGUCUCGAUCACUUGCACGACUUUUUGUCCCAAACCACAACGAAUGACUCUGAACAUUCUAUCCCCGUGCCUAACCAUGCUUCGGCCUUUGCUGAUCUUGACGUCGACAUUGUGACUGCCGCUGAACACUUGCGCUUUGCUGCUGACAUGCUGACCAAAAUCACCGGCAAGGGAGAGAGCGGAGAUGUUGAGGAUGUGCUUGGUGUAGUCUUUGAAAAGUGA
Messenger RNA from Penicillium diatomitis, 1896 nucleotides. Its product is annotated as tRNA modification GTPase. Gene Ontology annotation, cellular component: mitochondrion; cytoplasm. The coding region runs from base 1 to 1896 and encodes 631 amino acids. The transcript has 3 exons. The record is from RefSeq and is a predicted model, not a curated record. Gene Ontology annotation, biological process: tRNA methylation; tRNA wobble uridine modification. NCBI's taxonomy places the organism in Eukaryota, Fungi, Ascomycota, Eurotiomycetes, Eurotiales, Aspergillaceae. Gene Ontology annotation, molecular function: protein binding; GTPase activity; GTP binding.